Messenger RNA from Morus notabilis, 1171 nucleotides. Its product is annotated as serine/arginine-rich splicing factor RS31. The record is from RefSeq and is a predicted model, not a curated record. Gene Ontology annotation, molecular function: RNA binding. Gene Ontology annotation, cellular component: nuclear speck. NCBI's taxonomy places the organism in Eukaryota, Viridiplantae, Streptophyta, Magnoliopsida, Rosales, Moraceae. The coding region runs from base 148 to 891 and encodes 247 amino acids. The transcript has 6 exons. Gene Ontology annotation, biological process: mRNA splicing, via spliceosome.
CUCAAUUAGGGCUCCAUUAUUGGUUGUAUAAAUUAACGACUGACCUUUGGAUGAUUUUCUCUACGUCUCUUUAGGGUUUGUUCCUCUCCUGAAUCGAUUCGACGUAUUUAAGGUUUUUGUGUUGCCGAUUAGCGUAAGAUUGCGAGAAUGAGGCCGAUAUUCGUUGGGAACUUCGGGUACGAUACUCGCCAAUCGGAGUUGGAGCGUCUCUUCUCCAAAUACGGGCCAGUCGAACGUGUUGACAUGAAAUCUGGUUUUGCUUUUGUGUAUUUUGAUGAUGACCGGGAUGCUGAAGAUGCUAUACGUGGUCUUGACAGUAGGCCAUUUGGAUAUGACAGGCGCAGACUUUCUGUUGAAUGGGCUAAGGGUGAACGUGGUCGACACCGUGAUGGGUCCAGGCCAAAUCAGAGGCCAACAAAAACUUUGUUUGUGAUCAAUUUUGAUCCACUUCAUACCAGAGUCCGUGAUAUUGAAAGACACUUUGAACCGUAUGGGAAGGUUCUGCAUGUUAGAAUCAGACGGAAUUUUGCAUUUGUCCAAUUUGAGACUCAGGAGGAUGCUACAAAAGCUCUUGAGUGCACACACAUGAGCAAAAUAAUUGACCGGGUCGUCUCUGUUGAGUAUGCUCUAAAGGAUGACGAUGAGAGAGGUGAUCGCUACUAUGACAGUCCUAGAAGAGGUGGAUAUGGUCGACAUAGUCCUUAUAGAAGGUCGCCUAGCCCUGCAUACCGCAGGCGUCCAAGUCCCGACUAUGGUCGACCACGCAGCCCAGUUUAUGACAGAUAUGAUGGCCCUGCUUAUGAUAGGCGCAAAAGUCCUGGUUAUGGUCGGAACAUCAGUCCUGAAUAUGGCAGAUACCGCAGCCGCUCACCUGUUCGGAGGUCAUCUUAAAAUCGUGCAGUUUAAUGGAAGAAGCAUGCAGUUUAAUGGAAGAAGCAGGCCUAACAUGUCUUACUUUCCCGUGGUAGAAAGUGCUUGGCUAUAGUUUUAGGCGGAUUUAUUAAUGAUAUGAAGAAUCUCGGUAUAGUGCUUAGGUUCUUUAUGAUUGUACGUAAAGAAGUAUGGAUUCUCAAGUUUACUCUUAAUCAUAGAACUUGGUGUAUAUUUAUAUCAUUUGAUAAAAAUCAGCGAUGUGACCAGACUUUUUUACCGGGAUUAGUUGUUUUUAGCU